Messenger RNA from Kickxella alabastrina, 675 nucleotides. RefSeq lists its product as uncharacterized. Lineage: Eukaryota; Fungi; Kickxellomycota; Kickxellomycetes; Kickxellales; Kickxellaceae. The record is from RefSeq and is a predicted model, not a curated record. Gene Ontology annotation, molecular function: protein binding. The annotation marks the transcript as partial. The transcript has 3 exons.
AUGUCGCUAAAGGCUGAACUCGAACAGUGGCACCAGGCAGUCGAGUACUUUGACGAGCAAAACUACACAGCAGCCUUGGAAAUCUUUGACUCUAUCGCCGACUCUGCAAAGAUACACUUCAAUAUCGGCCUGAUUCUUGGUCGCAAGGCUAAUCACACCGCUGCGAUCGAGGCAUAUGACAAAGCUCUCAAGCUCGACAAAUACCUGGUCGUCGCAUACUUCCAGCGCGGCGUGUCCAAAAUGGUCAUACAACACAACCCCGAAGCGUUGGAUGACUUUAACAACGCGCUAAAGUUCCUACGGGACAACGAGUUUAUCGACUACACGCAGAUCGGGCUUGACUACAAGGUGUACACAUGUGAAGUGCUGUACAACCGAGCCCUGUGCUACUUUUGCAUGGGCGAUAAGGAGGAAGUACACAAGGCACACAAGGACUUGGCGAGCGCCAGCAGCCGCGUGGCUGAGGAGCGGCACUCGUGGAUCAAAAAGGCCGUCGACUCCAACGGCAUGGACUGUCCGCUGUACUGCGUGCCCAAGGGCGUCAUCUACCGGCCGUCGGCCAGCAAGUUGAAGAGCUCAAAGAAAAUUGACUUUCUCGGCUCGGCCAAGGUUAUCGCAUCGGCGGACGGCAAUGAUAACUUUACCGGGUUCAAGGGCGCGCUGGUGCGCAAGGAA